Molecule: messenger RNA, 4657 nt
Organism: Anastrepha obliqua
Lineage: Eukaryota; Metazoa; Arthropoda; Insecta; Diptera; Tephritidae
Gene: Akt
Product: RAC serine/threonine-protein kinase
Exons: 7
Coding region: 120-1724 (534 amino acids)
Biological process (GO): protein phosphorylation
Molecular function (GO): ATP binding; protein serine/threonine kinase activity
Source: RefSeq, a predicted model, not a curated record
ACAAUAUAAGUCUACAACAGCAACAACAACAGCAGCAACAUCAAUAUUAUCAACAACAUCGUUUUGCUACCAAUACUUACUUUCCCAGCAACACUAACACUACUGGCAGCAUACACGCAAUGGCUGCUAGUGGCACAGCUGCACCGAACAGCAGCACAGCUGCGCUCGGCACCUCGCCCACAUAUGAACCGCUCGGGGGUGGUCAACAUACGACUAUAGUGAAAGAAGGUUGGCUACAGAAGCGCGGCGAACAUAUAAAAACCUGGCGUUCACGUUAUUUCAUACUGCGCGACGAUGGCACAUUGAUGGGCUAUAAAAGCCCACCGGUUAAUAAUGCCACCGCGGAUCCAUUAAACAAAUUCACAGUACGAGGCUGUCAAAUUAUGACAGUCGAUAGACCUAAACCGUUCACCUUUAUUAUACGUGGUCUACAAUGGACGAAUGUGAUCGAGCGCACAUUUUGUGUGGAAAAGGAGAUCGAAAGGCAACAGUGGACCGAUGCUAUCAGAAACGUAGCGAGUCGCCUGAGUGAGUUGGGCGAGACGGCCAUGUCGCCUUCGACCUCAACAGAUAUGUCUGAUGUGGAUAUGGCGUCUAUUGCCGAAGUGGAACUGCGUAACAGUUUCUCUGUGCAGGGCACAACGAAGCGCAACAGCGGUGGCGUUAAGAAAGUCACCCUUGAAAAUUUCGAGUUCUUAAAAGUGCUUGGCAAGGGCACUUUUGGCAAAGUGAUUCUGUGUCGUGAAAAGGCCACCGCAAAACUGUAUGCAAUUAAAAUUCUCAAAAAGGAGGUUAUCAUACAAAGGGAUGAAAUCGCGCACACUAUCACAGAGAGCCGUGUGUUACAGACUACGAAUCAUCCCUUCCUAAUUUCACUUAAAUAUUCAUUUCAAACCAACGAUCGUCUGUGCUUUGUGAUGCAAUACGUCAACGGCGGUGAACUUUUCUUUCACUUGAGCCGUGAACGUCUUUUCACCGAGGAUCGUACGCGAUUCUAUGGUGCCGAGAUAAUUUCCGCUUUGGGUUAUUUACAUUCUCAAGGCAUUAUAUAUCGUGAUUUAAAAUUAGAGAAUCUGUUGUUGGACAAAGAUGGCCACAUUAAGAUUGCCGACUUUGGGCUGUGUAAAGAGGAUAUCACCUAUGGCCGUACUACGAAGACGUUCUGCGGUACGCCCGAAUAUCUGGCGCCUGAAGUAUUAGAGGACAACGAUUACGGGCAUGCAGUCGAUUGGUGGGGUACUGGUGUCGUCAUGUAUGAGAUGAUAUGUGGACGUCUUCCUUUCUUUAAUCAAGAUCAUGAUGUGCUAUUCGCACUUAUCUUAAUGGAGGAAGUGAGAUUCCCCCGCACAAUAACUGAUGAGGCUCGUAGUUUACUUGCCGGCCUAUUGGCUAAGGAUCCACUCCAUCGUCUUGGUGGUGGGCAAGAUGAUGUCAAAGAGAUACAAGCGCAUCCCUUCUUUGCGAGUAUUAAUUGGACGGAUUUAGUGAAUAAAAGGAUAACACCGCCUUUUAAACCACAAGUAGUAUCUGAUACAGAUACACGUUAUUUCGAUACAGAGUUUACAGGAGAAAGUGUAGAAUUGACGCCGCCAGAUCCUGCUGGUACAUUGGGUUCGAUAGCAGAAGAGCCACUUUUCGCGCAGUUCAGCUAUCAGGAUAUGGCAUCCACAUUAGGUAAUUCAUCGCACAUCAGCAGCUCGGCUGGCCUUGCAUCGAUGCAAUAGAAUCGAAUAAAAUGUGAAUGAUGUUGCGAUCGGCAACAACGUCAACAAUAUAAUAUUGAUCGUCCUUAUGAUCAUUACUGCCAUCAUCGUCAUCAGCACCAUCGUCAUCGUUAUUGUGAGAAACAACAAAAACUACACCAACAACAAAUGAAAUACCAGCAACAACAGAAAAAACAAAUAAAGAAGCAGCAGCAGCAGCAGUCAAAAUUUCAAUCGAAACUACAUAAAUAUCCUACAACGCCGCAGCUGUUGCUGCAAUCACAGUCACAGUCACAGUCACCGCCACAGCGUACACGCCUGCAUGCUGCUAUACUAUCGCAAUGCAUUAGCAACUAUAUUUUUGGUGUUAGUCAAGUUAGUAAGGUUUUCUAAACUACAGCAUCUGUAUGUUUUCUGGCUUCUGCCGUCGCUCUAGGUGCCCCUAUUACUGCUAAUCCUGCUGCUGGUCCUUUUGCCCCGUUGUGAGUGCAAACACUUUGGCGGAUGGAGCGACUUAAAAGAGCUGAAUGAGCAACAGUUUCUUGCAUGCAUACGCAUCGACACAUACCAUUCCGCCCGGACGACGAUUUUGUCUGCACCGUGAACGGUUGCGGCGGUGGCUGCAGCGACGCAGAAAAGCUUACCCAGAGUUCUUACUUACUGCGGCAGGAACAACUACACAAAACUAGCAAAGUAGCAGAAUAGCAAUGGCAGUAGUGGACGUAAUGGCGCGUACAGCCGUAUCAGCAACUACAACAACAAAAAACAGCAUAAAUAAAUAUUAAUAAUAAUAAUAAUAAUAAUAAUAAUACAGAAUAAUAAUAAAAGUUAAAAGUAAACGUAAUAAUUAAAGUAAAUAAAAAUUUAAACCGCUAAAUUACAUAUACAUACAUACGUACAUAUAUAUAUAUAUAAAUAAAUAAAUACAUACAUAUAGUGAACAGCAACAAUUACUGCUACAACUACCAAUAUUAGUACAUACUGCAACUACAACAACUACUAUUAAAUAAAAAAUAAUAAAAAGGCAACAAAUAAACAAGCGUAAUUUAUUUUUUACACUACGGUUACAAUUGCAACUACAUAUAAAUAUAAAUAUUAAAAACAAAAGCAAAAACAGAGUAAACAGAAGCAACAAAAACAUUACGGAAAAUAAUAAAUACUACAAUUUAUUAUUAUUAUAUAUAUAUAAAUAAAAAAUAACUGCGAAAUGGUUAAAGUUAGUUAUAAAUAAAUUACUAUAUUUAAUAAACAAAGAAAGGAAAUAAAACUAGUUAAUUUAAUAUCUCUUUUUCCUGCCUCAUUGCUAUUAUUUCUGUUUCUUAAAAUAAUGAUGCAACUAAUGUACAACAGAAACAAACAAAAACAAGAAGUCUUUAAACUACAUGCGCGCACUUUAUUUUUCUUUUUUAUUUUGUCGAAACCUGCUCGUAAAUAAAUGUGUUUAAAUUUUGUUUCGUUUAACGGUUUUGUGCUGUGCGCUAAAUACAUAAUUGACGAUUUACAAUUUUUUUUUGUGUUUUCUACACGUUUUACAUGUUCCGUUAUACUAUAUAAGACUUUCGUGAGUUCACACAAAAUACAGUUAUAAGCAGUUCUGAAUGAAGUGUGCAGUCGAGGGAAGUAGAAAAUCAACCGAUGCUAAUAAAAUAUAUCAAAAUUUAUUAUGAAACAUUGCAACCUACACAAAAUAAAAAAAAAAACUAUAAAAACGACAGUAAGGAAAAUUUACAGAAAUAAAAAACUUUAGCAAAAAUAAUGUACAAACAGCGAAAAUGUAUAAUUUAACUAAUAACAUACUACAUACCACAUACAUACAUACAUAAAUAUCAAAAGUAAAAUUAAUAGGUUAUAAAUUGUGUAUUUUGUUUGAAAAGAAAAAAAAUGCAAUAAAAAGAGAAAAAAACUUGAAAACAAGCGUAAAUGUUUAAGCGUACACUAUUGUAAAUGUCUGUUAGUUAUUUGUUGUUGUUUUAUGUUUCUUUUCUCCUUUACUUAGAUUUCCGAUCUUAUCUGGUGAUUGAAAACUCGGUUGUAACUCGAUUCGAAAUUUCAACUUGAGAUUACAGAAGAUAAUUUUAUAAGUCGAAAGUAUUAAAGCAAAUAAAAUGAUCGUUCUUACAUUUGUCUUACAAUAGUGUCGUGUUUAGGUAAAUAUGUCAGCAAUACUUUUACGAAUUUGACGAGUUAUUUGGCAGCACAUUUAAUUUUGACAAUAUUUUAAACAUGCCACUUACACACAAAAAAAGUUUUCUUUCGAACACAUAAAUAUUCAAGUCAAUACUCCUUUAAAUUGUUUGAAAGCUGCGUCCAAAGUUCAAGUUCAAAGAAUUUAGAUCAGUGGCAUCUCCGAUUAACCAAAUCAUCGAAUAACCAAUCGAAUGUAGUUUGUUUUUAUGUUUACAUUUUUACUUCAAAUAUUUUUCAGCAUUGAAAUUACUGAUUUUUUUCAGAAUAAUUUUCCAGUUAUUCUAACCUCUUCUAUUUAAAUUAAUCGCUCCAACGCAGUGGUGACGAAUUGCGCUUCGAAUUCUAUUUUCAGCAUAAAUCUCGGCAUAAAGAUCGGCUCAAAAUCGUUCGAAUAUGCAAAGUCUCACAUAAAAAACUGUAUGUUUUUGUAAUGUUUUCUUUUAUAAUUUAGAUGUAAAUAGUAAUGCCUUUUAAUGAUUCUAAAUUUGAGUUUAAUAACUGAAAAAAUAGCAGAAUAUGCACUGUGGAUUGCAUGUUUAUAAUCACAACACCAUUAGAUAUGUGGGUUUAAAAUUAGCAUUGUAGUAAAGCUAUGAAUAUAUUAUAUUAAGAGAGUUUUUUUGCAUAUUUGGAAAUGUUUUGAAAACGGAACGAAAGAAAUUGUACGCAAUUGGAAUUUAGUCAGAAAUUUGUUGCGAAAAAAAGUUCAAUAACUUCUUUAAUAAUUGAGUAAUUCAUUACUGGCUUUGCACUAAUGCAUUUGGAUU